AGGUUUUGAGCUAAUCCCAAGUUAAUUAUUUAAAUUUAUGUCAGAUUUAAAUUAAGUCUUAUUUAGAUUUGGUUUGGAUCCAAUCCAUGCUUAUUUACAGUUGACACCAGUGCACAAACAGGCCCAUAAGAAGGAAUUCAACAAAACUGAUCUGGGCUAAUGGUGGCCCAAAAUAUGAAAGCCUUUGUAAUUUCUCGCUGUUUUCCCGGCGGAAUCACGGUUAUCGUUUUACUACAUUUGUCGUCGUUCUCACUUCUCAAAGUUCUUGCCCAUCUUUGUCGCUUGCCCAUGGCGAUGGCGGGAAAAAUGAAUCUUGUGAGUAACAGUUCUAGAACUAGUGGUUAUUCGUCUAUCCAAUUUGGAAAUCUUAGACCAAUUCAUAUUGGAACUCUUAUGUUUCUUCAAGACCCAUCUGGGAAGUCUUUCCUUGUUGAUGAUGACAGUAAAAACGUUCCAAAUUUUAGCUAUCUUAUUAAUAGGAAAAUGGGGAUUGAUAGAAAUGUUGAUUCAUCUCAAUUAGAGAACUUACCAGUUGCAAAUCCUAUGAGCCAUCAGGAUGUUCAGUUUGAGGCCGAUUCUCUUAUUAUCAAAGCAUCUAAGUCUACUCGAAGUUACUCAAAGCAUGAGAUGGAUAUUGAAAAUGAGGAUUUUUUGGAAGAGCAAUCCAAUUUCAAACGAUCUCAUGGAAGGAAAAAGAGAAUUGAUCUAGGGUCAGAGCGGCUAAUAGGAAAUGUGUGUGCACCCCAACUUGGGGAUUCAUGUGUUUCAAGUUCUACAUCUUUUAGGGAUAAGGGUAAGCCUAAUUCAACACGAGUCGAAACAUCUCCCCAUGGCCAGAGAUAUUCCAAACAUGGAAUGAGUUAUAAGAAGUUAGAUUGUUCCAAAGGUUCUGGUCCAUCCAAACAUGGGAUGAGUCAUAAGAAAUUAGACUUUUCUGGAAGUUCGGGUUUGUUUAAUGUCAAACCAUUUGAUAUUUGUGUAUCCAGAAGUAGCUUUAGGCAUUAUACAGAAGACAAGGAAAACCAUAAUGAAUUGGAGCCGACUGAGGACAGAAGUAGACAGGAAGUACUGAGGCCUGGGAUGGUUCUUUUAAAACAAUACCUUCGACUUAAUGAACAGAUAGAAAUUGUGAAGACUUGUCAAGAACUUGGUAAGGGACCUGGUGGAUUUUAUCAGCCCGGUUACAAAGAUGGAGCAAAACUUCGGCUCCAUAUGAUGUGCCUUGGCCUUGAUUGGGAUCCUCAGACCCGUAAAUAUGAAAAACAGAGGCGUGUUGAUGGUUGUGAGCCCCCUCAUAUUCCUCAAUCUUUUAAUCAGUAUGUUCAUACAGCAAUCUCAGAUUCAUAUGCUCUAAUUAAAAAAGAAUUCAGACUAAUCAAUGUGGAAGACAUGCUUCCUGCAAUUUCUCCAAAUAUUGGUAUAGUGAACUUCUAUACUACCAGUGGGCGACUAGGUCUCCAUCAGGAUCGUGAUGAAAGCUGUGAGAGCCUCCGGAAAGGUUUACCUGUUGUAUCCUUCUCAAUAGGUGAUUCAGCAAAAUUCCUCUAUGGGGAUGAGAGGGACAUUGACAAAGCAGAAACAGUCGUUUUGGAAUCAGGGGAUGUGUUAAUAUUUGGUGGUGAGUCUAGACAUAUAUUUCACGGUGUGUCAUCCAUCAUCCCCAACUCAGCUCCUGGCUCUCUACUAAAACAGUCCAAUCUUCGUCCCGGCCGCCUCAAUCUAACCUUUAGACAGUAUUAAAAACCAUAAUCACUCUUCUAGCUGAGUUGAUUACAUUGAAUAUGGGUUAUGCAGAAAACUUGGCCUGCGUUCACAAAUAUGGUGGUUACAAUGUGUAACUUGGUUUUCAUUCUGUGAUUCAUCAAAUGGAGGAACAAAGCAUUUUGUUAGUGCAAAAUGGGGAAUCCCUUGUGGAAUAUUUUAUUUGCAUCCAUGGUCAUUGGUUAAUGAGAUCAUUUUCAGCCAUCAUUAAAUAACUGACUGGCAAAUCGUAAAAGAAUACAAAGACGGGUUAGACUGAAAUCUGAAUAUUCCUCGGCCGCGAAAUUUACCAGUGUUAAAAGCAUUCACAACAAGCAAAUUUCAAAGGGAAGCAAUAGCUCCAAUGUUAAGAUGCAUUCAGUAAAAAAUAAAAUAAGGAGAUUGAAGCGUGAAAGAUAUCAGGUAAGUUUACACAAUUAUUUGAUAGACAAGACACGUAUGGGUUACAUCAGUGGGGCUUCCCAAGAUAAGAUGCCCUGCUGUCAUAAAAUUUUAGGUGUAGUCCGGUUGGUGCAUAGCCAAGCCAAUAUUGGCAAGACAAUCUAAUCCGUCCAAUUGGCCCACCCCAUCUCUUUCAGUGUUGCUUUCAAAAAGCCUGUCUUUCUCUCUAAUUAUUUGUUUCAUCUGAAUGGAAAGCUUGUCCUCGAGAGGGGAUGCCAAUGAAAACCAAUUUCUUUUACUACUAUCAUGACUUGCGCAAAAGAAAUGUGGAAAUCCUACGCAGCAAAACAUAGCUAGACGUUUCUCUUGCUUUAGUUGUAAACUAUUGUUUUAUUUAUGCUGAGCAUCUUCCACGGCCACAUCUUGAAGUUGAGGUCGCUUUCGUUUGAUUUAUUUAUGCUGAGUGUUUUAAAACUUAGCUAGUUGUUGUGCUGGUAGGGACUCCAUUUUAAUCAGAAUGUAACGACGAAAAGAUGACCAGAUUCAUUAGCCCACUAAAUAUAUGCCAUAUUAUAUUCCAAGUUC
Molecule: messenger RNA, 2727 nt
Organism: Mangifera indica (mango)
Lineage: Eukaryota; Viridiplantae; Streptophyta; Magnoliopsida; Sapindales; Anacardiaceae
Exons: 6
Coding region: 160-1740 (526 amino acids)
Biological process (GO): oxidative RNA demethylation
Cellular component (GO): nucleus; cytoplasm
Molecular function (GO): broad specificity oxidative DNA demethylase activity; oxidative RNA demethylase activity; ferrous iron binding
Source: RefSeq, a predicted model, not a curated record